UCAUCCCAUGAGCAAGAUGUCAGGGGAGGAGGAGGAGUUUUAUCUGUUCAAGAACAUCUCCUCAGUGGGGCCUUGGGGUGGGCCUCAGUACCACAUUGGCCCUGUCUGGGCCUUCCACUUACAAGCAGCUUUCAUGGCCUUUGUCUUCUUUGUAGGGACACCACUCAAUGCCCUAGUGCUGGUGGCCACACUUCGUUACAGAAAGUUGCGGCAGCCACUCAACUACAUCCUGGUCAACAUAUCCCUGGGGGGCUUCCUCUCCUGCAUCUUCUCUGUCUUCAUUGUCUUCAUCUCCAGCUGUAAGGGAUACUUCAUUUUUGGUCGCUAUGUUUGUGCUUUGGAGGCCUUCGUGGGCUCUGUGGCAGGUCUGGUAACAGGAUGGUCACUGGCCUUCUUGGCCUUUGAGCGCUACAUUGUCAUCUGUAAGCCAUUCGGCAACAUCCGCUUCAGCUCCAAGCAUGCACUGAUGGUUGUCCUGGCUACUUGGACCAUUGGUAUUGGCGUCUCCAUCCCACCCUUCUUUGGCUGGAGCCGGUUCCUCCCUGAAGGCCUGCAGUGUUCCUGUGGCCCUGACUGGUACACUGUGGGCACCAAAUAUCGCAGCGAGUACUACACCUGGUUCCUCUUCAUCUUCUGCUUCAUCGUGCCCCUUUCCCUCAUAUGCUUCUCUUACUCCCAGCUGCUGGGGGCCCUCAGAGCUGUUGCAGCUCAGCAGCAGGAGUCAGCUACCACCCAGAAGGCCGAGCGGGAGGUGAGCCGCAUGGUGGUGGUGAUGGUGGCAUCCUUUUGUCUUUGUUAUGUGCCCUAUGCUGCCUUGGCCAUGUACAUGGUCAACAACCGUAACCACGGGCUGGACUUAAGGCUUGUCACCAUUCCUGCCUUCUUCUCCAAGAGUGCUUGUGUCUAUAAUCCCAUCAUCUACUGCUUCAUGAAUAAGCAGUUUCGAGGCUGCAUCAUGGAGAUGGUGUGUGGGAAGUCCGUGGCAGAUGAAUCUGACAUGUCCAGCUCCCAGAAAAUGGAAGUUUCUACUGUCUCUUCUAGCCAAGUUGGCCCCAACUAAGGAGCCCGCACCGGUUCAUUUGCAGCAACUAGAAUUUUACAUUUAAGCAAGUUUUUAUUUCCUCUAAAACCAAACUAUUAAUAAAACACAGAAAAAAGGAAGCAGAGGGGCGGUUUGGGAAUCAAGUUUUCAUUUUCCUAUUAUUUCCUUCCUGCCCGUAGAGCUACUGCUCCCAGCUUGGAUUACUUCAGACCACUCAAAGGCCAUUUAAACAAUCAUCAGUUUCUACUCCAAAGUGGCACCAUUCAGAGCACUUGGAGAACUGAUCUCUAUACACAAUGUAAUUAUAAAGUAAGGCUGAUUUUAUUUCAGUGUACAGAUAAAACGUCUUCAGAAACAUUUUUUUACUUCUGGAAUCUGUUCUGAGAUGACAGUAUUCUGAAUUAGAAAAAACUUAAACCUUAGAAACGGUGAGACAUAAAAACAAAAACCUUUAGUAAGCCCCAAACAUGAGUUUGAAAGAUUUCUUUAUGCCCUCUCUGCCAAUAGUUGCUGGUCUGGGCAGGAACAGUCAUUCCCCUAAGCCCCUGAGCCAGCAUGAAUUAUUCCAGAAGCCCUCCCCCCAGUGUGGCUAAACCUUAGCUGAGUAUUUCCUAAAGUUAAUAGUUUAACUUCCUACAUGUACUCGAAAUGAAUUUGCACCUUUUAAUAUUUUUAUUAAAGUUUAUAUGAAAUGCUUAAAAA
This is a messenger RNA of Loxodonta africana (African savanna elephant), 1744 nucleotides long. RefSeq names its product opsin 1, short wave sensitive (gene OPN1SW). Gene Ontology annotation, cellular component: photoreceptor outer segment; plasma membrane. The record is from RefSeq and is marked provisional. Gene Ontology annotation, molecular function: G protein-coupled photoreceptor activity. Lineage: Eukaryota; Metazoa; Chordata; Mammalia; Proboscidea; Elephantidae. Gene Ontology annotation, biological process: phototransduction; visual perception; cellular response to light stimulus.